Molecule: messenger RNA, 567 nt
Organism: Phoenix dactylifera (date palm)
Lineage: Eukaryota; Viridiplantae; Streptophyta; Magnoliopsida; Arecales; Arecaceae
Source: RefSeq, a predicted model, not a curated record
AUGGAAAAUAUACCUUAUGCUUCUGCAGUUGGUAGCUUGAUGUACGCUCAGACUUGUACCAGACCGGACAUCAGUUUUGCAGUUGGAAUGCUAGGUAGAUACCAAAGUAAUCCAGGGAUGGAUCACUGGAAAGCUGCAAAGAAGGUGAUGAGAUACUUGCAAGGAACAAAGAAUUACAUGCUUACAUAUAGAAAAUCAGAUAGCCUUGAGGUGAUUGGCUAUUCAGAUUUAGACUUUGCUGGAUGUGUGGAUAGUAGAAAGUCAACAUUUGGCUAUUUGUUCCUAUUAGCUGGAGGAGCAAUCUCAUGGAAAAGUGCCAAACAGACAAGCACUGCUUUAUCCAUCAUGGAAGCAGAAUUUGUGGCAUGCUUUGAGGCCACAGUUCAUAGUUUGUGGCUGCGUAAUUUUAUCUCGGGACUUGGGAUUGUCGACUCUAUUGCCAGGCCGCUGAGAAUCUUUUGUGACAAUACUGCAGCCGUCCAUUUCUCCAGAAACGACAAAUAUUCUAAUGGUGCCAAGCACAUUGAACUUAAAUAUUUUGUUGUCAAGGAGGAAGUUCAGAAAUAA